AUGUCGUCACAAUCACGAGAGCACCAUGGUAGGGCCGCCGGCGGCCCGCACUACGAAGACGCCUCGGAUAACGAUGACUACGACAUCCGACCUUCUGCGGAGAUAUCAGACGGCGAUCACGACCUUUUGGAAUCAGAAGACGAGCGCGAGCGGCUGCUAACACAAAAUGAGGGAGUAUCUGGUCUGUUCAGCUCCGGCGUGAGGAUUGGAAGGCGCGAUGGCGGCGGAAAGAGAACUGAGAUGACGGAGCGCAAGCGAGGCCUCAGCACGGGAACGAGCACACCGACGUACGACACAGAGGAAGGGAUUGGCGCAUCGACUUCAAGCCUCUUGCGGUCUGGAAGAAGUUCCGAGAGCGACAAGCAGCGGCUGCGUGCGACUCGGGCGCAAAACAAGGCGAAGCGAUCAAGGCGAUGGCGAAGCAUUUGCGUGUAUACUUCGAUCACUGGGUUCUUCUCCAUCCUCCUUGCCUUUGUGUACCGUCUUUCGAACCCUGCGGACAGCCAGAUGGCAGCAUUCACAGCAGCCGCCGUCUCGAACGGAACGUCUUUCUUCGCACCAACAACCAUCUUGAUAUCGCUCGAUGGGUUCCGUGCAGAUUUCUUGUACCGAAACAUCACGCCCACGCUCAACCAGUUCGUGCGAGAGGGCAUAUCGCCCAAGUACAUGUUGCCGAGCUUUCCCAGCGUUACCUUCCCAAAUCACUAUACAAUGGCGACCGGAAUGUACCCGGAAGCGCAUGGCAUUGUGGGGAAUAGCUUCUGGGAUCCACUGCUGGAGAAGGAGUUCUACUACACAGAUGCAGAGCGUAGCCUGCAACCAUUCUGGUGGGGUGGAGAACCCCUUUGGGUGACGGCAGAGAAGCAGAAGGUCAGGACGGCGGUGCAUAUGUGGCCAGGCUCUGAAGCUCAUAUCGAAGAUCAACAGAUUGCGUACGUGGAUAAGUACAACGGCUCGGAAGUGCUGGAUAGAAAAGUCGACCGUAUCAUGGAUUUGCUCGAUGUACCCGGCCCUCAAGACAUAGGCGCAAAGGCUGACACACCUCGUCCCCAGCUUAUUGCUGCGUACGUCCCUAACGUUGAUGGUGACGGGCAUAGGUAUGGACCAAACAGCACAGAAAUCCGUCAGACCAUCUCCAAUGCAGACGCCAUGAUUGGUGGUAUACUCAAAGGUCUACAGGAGCGCAACCUCACCAGUAUUGUCAACGUUGUUGUGGUCUCUGACCACGGCAUGGCCACCACCGACGUAUCUCGCAUGAUCCAACUGGAAGACCUUGUCGACCCAGCGGAGCUGUCACACAUUGAUGGUUGGCCUCUGUACGGUCUAAGACCUAAGGAUCCAAAGAACCUUCGUCCAUUAUACGAAAAGAUCAAGCGUAAGCACGGGGAUAACCCAAACAUCGAGAUUUAUCUGCGUGAAAACAUGCCUACGCGUUAUCACUUCUCGAACAACGAUCGCAUAGCACCGCUUUGGAUCAUACCAAAGGCAGGCUGGGCGAUCGUCGCAAAGAGUGAAUUUGACGUUGAGGAAGGGAAGAAAAAGGGUGAGGUGUACCACCCAAGAGGUCUGCAUGGGUACGACCACGAACACCCGCUCAUGAGAGCCAUCUUCGUCGCGAGAGGACCUGCGUUUCCCCACACGCCGGGGAGCCGUAUGGAACCUUUCCAGAACAUUGAGCUGUACAACAUCAUCUGUGACACCAUCGGCCUGACUCCUGCACCCAACAACGGCACCUUACGCCUCCCUCUGAGGCCAACAGGCCUGCAUAACGAUAAUGAAGACUCGCCCAACGAGACACCGACAGAUCCCGUUGGCGUCCAUUCAUUGACAUCUGCACCGCCUUCUGCGGCCACUAUGUCUGCAGAGUUCGACUCAGUAUCCAGCCUUGCUGCUUCAGCAUCUGGUCUUACAGAUACAACUUCGUCAACAGAAGGGAGCGCAUCGGCUUUAGCGUCAGCAAGUGUUACUGCCAGUGCUCCGCCUGCAGCUUCGAGUAAAGCGGAGCAUAAACACUGGUGGGACUGGUUCACGGAUAAGGCUGAUGAGAUGGAGGAGUGGGUUGAUGAUUUUGUGCAUAAGCAUGAUCCUCUCAAGCAGGAUGAGGCUAAGCAAGGGUCGUAG
Ascochyta rabiei is the source of this 2121-nucleotide messenger RNA. RefSeq lists its product as uncharacterized. Bases 1 to 2121 code for a protein of 706 amino acids. Gene Ontology annotation, molecular function: ribonucleoside triphosphate phosphatase activity; nucleoside triphosphate diphosphatase activity. The record is from RefSeq and is a predicted model, not a curated record. NCBI's taxonomy places the organism in Eukaryota, Fungi, Ascomycota, Dothideomycetes, Pleosporales, Didymellaceae. The transcript has 3 exons. Gene Ontology annotation, biological process: nucleoside triphosphate metabolic process.